CUCCAUCUUGGAAAGCGUUCUUCAGCCAAAGAGGGUUUCCUUCGUCAAGCUGCUCUAAUGAAUCCUGUGGAAUUUCUACUUUGGAGGAAGCCACACCGCUGUUGAACGAUGGAGCUGGGGAAGGCUAAACUUCUGCGAACCGGCCUUAAUGCCUUGUACCAAGCCAUACACCCUGAGCACGGGAUCGCCUGGACAGAUGGGAAGCAAGUGGCGCUGACGGCGCUGCGUUUUCACAACAAAGAACUGAGGUUUGGUGACUCGAGUGUAAUUGGCCAGUUUGAACACGUUCACGGGCUUUACUGGGGGCCGUGUUAUUCGGCCAACGCGCCUGCUUUGCUUGCUGUUCAGCAUAAAAAGCACAUCAGUGUUUGGCAGCUGAGCCACAAUGGCUCAGAGAAGAAUAAGCUCUUGAUUUCGCAGACCUGUGAAACCGGAGAACCGUUCCAACUGCUCCCCCAGGGCUGCGUGUGGCACCCAAAGAGGGACAUCUUGUCCGUACUUACCAAACGGGAUGCUUCUGUUUUAUAUGCGGUUCGUUCGGAUAAUUCUAGAGUUAAAGCAGAUAUAAAAAGCAGCGGUCUCAUCCACUGUGCCUGUUGGACGAAGGAUGGCAAUCGCUUAGUUGUUGCUAUAGGCAGUGCUCUCCAUUCCUAUAUCUGGGACGACACUCAGAAAACACUGACUGCUUGUUCCUUUUGCCCAAUAUUUGACGUUGGGGGGUACAUCUGUGCUAUUGAAGCUACUCUGGAUUUCCAAAUUGCAGUAGCUACUGAACUUCCUAUUGACAAGAUCUGUGGCUUAAAUGCAGGUAUCACGUUUGAAAUGCCAGUAGGUGUUGAAACCAGCUCCUUAACUUCACAGUCGACACAAGUGCUGGGGGAUGAGGAAUAUUCUAUGGACCACAGAAGGAAGUCUGUAGAUUCAGACAAAGCAACAGUCGAUUCAGUAGCUUCAUCUUCCUCAGGCCCUGUGGAUUUAACCCAUCUCCUCGCAAACCACCGAAGAUCUGAUCCCAGUCCCCUCAUUCCUUUGAGAAGAAAGGAUUACCCUUCAGGAUCUGGCCAAGAUUCAUCGUACUUGAUCCUAGUGACUUUUGAAGGAAAGGUGACUACCACCAGAAAAGUAAGCAUUCCAGGCAUCUUGGUCCCCGAUAUAAUUGCUUUUGACUUUCGAGCUCAGAUUGUGGCAAUAGCCUCCAAUACAUGUAAUAUUGCUUUGGUCUAUUCAGUGACAUCAUCGUGUAUGCCCAACAUUCAACAAAUCCAGCUUGACAAAAAUGAACGACCCAAGGGCCUAUGCUUUUUGACAGACAAACUCUUGCUAAUUUUGAUUGGCAAGCAGAAAUUCACUGAUCCCACACUUAUUCCGUCAUCUACUUCAGAAAGAUAUAUUAUCCGGCUGAUGGUCAAAGAGUUAAUAUUUGAAGAAGAAUCAUCGGCGAAACCGGAUGCCAUUCGAAGCCUACCCUUCAGUUGUGAGCCACCUGUGAAUAUUCCUGGGAAAAGAAAAUAUUUUGAGAAUCUUGCGUCAGAAGAUCACGUUGGAGGACGCGCGCUGUUAAUACCUCGUAGCACUCUUAUGCAGUCUCCUGGCCAAAGAAGACAAAUACUGGAAGAAGCAAAGAGUCCCAGUUAUGAGCAAAGCUCAUCAUCCAGCGUGAGUGAUUUGGAUGAUAAAAGACUUGUGGGUGACCCCUCCGUUGCGCUAGAAACUUUGGAUGCUGAACCAAUUAACCGAUCAGUGGCCUUGCUUGGUCUCGGAACACCUACCAGGUUUUCAAACAGGUCAAUGUCUGCUAAAGGGUUGCACGAGACUUUAAAUUCUCCUAAAAAUAACAUUUUGUCCUGUGAAAAAGGAACGAGUCACAUAUCCAGGAAUCUGGAAAGAUUAUGUGGCAGCUUCAGUGACUUACAGCUACGACUUCUUGAACUAAUAGACUUCGCUAAAAAUGGGAAGAGACUAUCUCCAGCCUACCCAUCUUCUCAAGAGCCACCCGUUGUGUAUAUUACCUGCCAGAAGCAUUUUUCACGUGGGGCUGUAGUUGAAGAAACAAGAACUGUUCUCCUUUGUGACGGUAAAGUUCAUCUGAAUCUAGUCCAGCAACUUUUUGAUCUGCCUGUUGUUGAAAUGAAACAUGGUUCUUCUUGGAUUAUUCUUACAGCAGAUGGUGAAGGCUUUAUUCCACUAACAUUUAAAGAAAAGCAAGAAAUAACAGUAAGGGACGGGAGUGAGAGUUUGGAAUCCUACGGAAGUCAGUCCUGCAAAAUAAACAUUUCUUCUCAGCCACCAAACAGUGUGACAUAAGGAGGAAACUACAUUUUAAAACAAGUUCUCCAAAAUAAACCUGCAUGGUUAGAAAAUGCCAGCAACAGGACUUCUGUCUGCAUUUUAACUAUAGUUGCUGUGCUUUUGUUUCACAGUAGCUAGUUUCUUCCAAGUGCUGCAUUCUGCAAGAUCAGAUUUAGAAAACCUGUCACUCCUGAAACUAAGAUGGAACGAAGAUACUAUUGUUGUCAGCCUGACUGAUUGGCACACGGUUUUGUUUUAAAGGCUUUACGGAAAUCUGAAAUAUCGAUACAUUGGCAAAAUAAGUUUUCAAGAUUUUCAGAUUUGUCGCAUGGCAUGAUUCCCACAACGGCAGCCCAAUAUACAGAACACCAGAAAGAGAACUAUAAGCACAAAAAGCUCCGAAAUAACUCUCUGAAGCAAAUUUUCAUGCACACAGUUCCAAGAAAUAAUACAAAAAGCACUAUGGGAGCUUUAACAAUCAUUUUAUUAAGAUCAAAAAGAUAAAGCAGAAGAAUCAUUCCAUUUCCUAAACAAUUUCUAUAGUAACUGGGAGAAGAACGAGAUUUAACUGCAGGUGUUGGACCUUCAUCAUUUCUAAGAAGAGUUCCAGAAAGACAUGCUUACAUUACAGUUUGCAAUAUGGAAAAGAAGGCAAACAAUAACCUUGUUUGUGUCCCUUUUUUGUACAGAUUCAUUUUCUUUCAGAUUGUUUUAGACCGUUUCACAACUGAUUGUUCUCUUCAUGGGUGUCACAUCUUUUUAGCAAACAAAUGUACAAUUUAUGAGUAAUCCACAUGAAGAACAAAUAUGUAUUUGUUUUGCCUCAAACUGGAUACAUAUGCAUUCUUCACAUGGAUGGGCAAGUGUAUGUAUUGUAUGUGUUUUUUCCAAUGUGGAACUUAGAUUAUGAAAUA
Molecule: messenger RNA, 3203 nt
Organism: Sphaerodactylus townsendi
Lineage: Eukaryota; Metazoa; Chordata; Lepidosauria; Squamata; Sphaerodactylidae
Gene: WDCP
Product: WD repeat and coiled coil containing
Exons: 3
Coding region: 109-2304 (731 amino acids)
Molecular function (GO): kinase binding
Source: RefSeq, a predicted model, not a curated record